UUACGAUUCCCCCAAGCAGUCCCAGCCAGUCCCAGCCAGUCGAAACACUCUGCGACACUCUGGUGGGGCCAAAGAACUGAAGGCUGCGAUCCUCGAAUUGUGUGCUGCGCCUGUCUCAGACCCGUGAACAAUGGCGCAGCCACGGUACUAUUCAGAAGACGAGAUGGCCGAACGCCAACCGCUUGGCGCUGUAGACCCAUCCCCUCCUCGUCACCGCCAACACCAGCAACCAUACCGGUACCAAGAAGACGCAUACCACUCCCCGCCAUCCCAAUACCAACCCAGAGGUCGCCGCGAUCCGUCCGUCGACAGACUCCGUUCCCAGAGGCGAUACAGCCAAGAGCGCGCAAACGGUGGACGAGCCACUGGACCAUACGCCGCAUCCGGCGCAAUACCGAACGUUUACGGCGACUCGCGGUCUCCACACCGGGGAUCCCCACAGCGAGGGACGGACAGACGUUCCUGGGGUCAAGUAGGCCAAGGGACCUCGUAUCCACCAUCGGUGCAGCGGCCUUCUCCCCAGAACACAAUCACACCAGGUGCAGACAACUUUAGCAACGCUGCUGCGGGAGGCAUGGCUGGGAUCGCCCUAACGGUCGCCGAACAGAACGCAAGAGAGAGCGGGCUCAACGCCAUUCACAGCCAACAACCAUACCAGCAGCAGGGGCACGGGCAAGGUUACGGCGAGAGGGGCAUGCUGCCAAGGGGUGACAACCACCCGGGAGAUAGAAGCUCACAUUCAAGUCUGCAAGGGCUUAACGCAGUGCCCGUCGGGUCGGGGUACGCGACACCAGGACAGCGGACACCGUCGAGGAUAGGCGACAAUAUCUACACGGACGAUCCGUACCAGAACCUCUCGCGCCACCGAGACUCCGGCCUUGGUGUUGUCAACCCACACGACAUCAUAGACGACGGCGACGACGGGCUCGGAUACGCACGGAGGGGACAGCGGACUAGUAUGCUCAGUCUCGGAUCCAGUCGCGGGGGUGCCGCUGCCGCGGGCGGCGCCGGCACCGGCGGCGUCCUAGGAGGGUUAGUUAGCCGAAACGGGAGCGGCGGGAGCAUCAGUAACCAGUAUGCGCCCGUCAACAACGGCGUUAGCGGCGACUCCGCUUCGGGCGGGUCAGGUGGAGGGGGGAUAUACAACGCCGGCCCCGCGGGUGCUGGCGGGGCGAAGGAGUGGCAGGCGGCUGCCGCCUCCAAGGACGCCGCGCGCGGCAAGAAGUGGAAGCUCAUCAUUCUCAUCGCCCUCGCCAUCGCCAUUAUCGCCGGUAUCGUGCUCGGCAUCGUGUUCGGGGUGGUACUGAAGGACAAGGACCUCACCGGCAGCAACAGCGACGGCGCAUCAGGAGGGGACAGUACCGACACCGCCGAAGGUGACACCCAAGCCAACGGUGACCUCAGCGCCGACUCGUCCGAGAUCCAAGCCCUCAUGAACAACCCCGACCUUCGCAAGGUCUUCCCCGGCAUGGAUUACACCCCCCUCAACACGCAAUACCCCGAAUGCGUCCACAACCCGCCGUCGCAGAACAACAUCACGCGCGAUCUCGCCGUCCUGUCCCAGAUGACCAACGUGGUUCGUCUCUACGGCACCGACUGCAACCAGACCCAGAUGCUAGUCCACGCGGUUAACCAGCUCAAGCUCCAAGACAAGGUCAAGAUCUGGCUCGGGGUCUGGCAGGACGGCAACGAGACCACCAACGCCCGCCAGCUGCACCAGAUGUGGGACAUACUGGACGAGUACGGCGACAGCUACUUCAAGGGCGUCAUCGUGGCCAACGAGAUCCUGUUCCGCGAGCAGAUGACCAUCACGGCGCUGGGCACGCUGCUGGAAGACGUGCGGCACAACCUGACGGAGCGCGGGAUGAGCCUGCCCGUGGCGACGAGCGACCUGGGCGACAAGUGGACGUCGGCGCUGGCGGGCCAGAGCGACGCCAUCAUGGCCAACAUCCACCCCUUCUUCGCCGGCACCAAGGCCGAGGAGGGCGCCGACUGGACCAUGUACUUCUGGGGCAACAAGACCAGCACCUUCCUCAAGUCCCAGGACGACAUGAACAUCAUCGCCGAGACGGGCUGGCCCUCCCAGGGCGGCAUGGCCUGCGGCAACGAGUUCGAGACCGACUGCCCCGACAAGGCUGUGGCUGGUAUCGAGGAGAUGAAUACCUUCAUGGAGGACUGGGUCUGCCGCGCCCUGCGGGACGGGACCGAGUAUUUCUGGUUUGAGGCGUUUGAUGAGCCGUGGAAGAUCCGCUUCAACACCGACGGGAAGGAGUGGGAGGACCACUGGGGUCUGAUGACAGUGGAUCGGAAGCUGAAGGAUGGCGUCAAGAUUCCGGAUUGUGGCGGGAAGAGGGUGCCGGAGUAGAGCAAAAUCCGAUGGUCGGGGAGUAGCGUCCCAUCCCAUGGUUAGGGGGGUCGCGGGCGGUGGUGGUGGUAGUUCUUUUUUUGAGAGUUCUGGAGGAGGGCCUGUCUUGUGCUGCGAUCUUUGCUUGGUGUAUAUUUCUGCGGGGAUCGUCCAGGUGUGUCCCGUUGGGCGCAUGUGUUUGAAGGAAAGGGUAUACGAAGUAUAUAGGUAGCGUUUUUUUUGAGGGCUUUGCUGAACGACCGGCGUUGCAACGGCCGAGGUACUUGUAA
Chaetomium fimeti is the source of this 2634-nucleotide messenger RNA. Its product is annotated as glycoside hydrolase family 17 protein. Gene Ontology annotation, biological process: carbohydrate metabolic process; cell wall organization. Gene Ontology annotation, cellular component: fungal-type cell wall; extracellular region; cell surface. Bases 131 to 2365 code for a protein of 744 amino acids. Lineage: Eukaryota; Fungi; Ascomycota; Sordariomycetes; Sordariales; Chaetomiaceae. The transcript has 2 exons. Gene Ontology annotation, molecular function: glucan endo-1,3-beta-D-glucosidase activity. The record is from RefSeq and is a predicted model, not a curated record.